CCUCUGCCAAACCUCUCAUUCCACAAAACCCUUAAGACUUAGACCCAUUUUCUCAUUCCACUCCUCCUUGCUUCUCUCUCUCUUUCAACACAAAACACAAAUGGCGAUUCUUGUACCCUUCUAGACUCAGUACCACAGCAACACUUGCAGUUUCUUCAACAUAUAGGCAAGGAGUCAAGCACCUCCCUAACAGAAAGAUUAAAAAAGAAAUUAACAGUUCCAAGAAGUACGCAGUUCUAGAUAUUUUUCUGAUUUAUCUAGUGAAUGGUAAUUUCUAUUUCAAUAUUUGGCAUUACAUAUGUUUUUUCCUUGGGACUUUUAUUGAUGUUGAUACAGUUAGGUAGGAAAGUUGUGACUUUUCUAGUUAUCAUUGAAUCUUGUUAAAUUAGUGCCAUUUUCUGUUGGAUUCUAUAGUAGAAUGCAAGCUUGACAUGUCUGCUUUAGUACAAAUAUGUUCUAAUAGAUUAAAUUUACUUUUUAAAAAACAGCUAGAUAAUAGACAACUUUAAUUACAACAAAUAAUCGUGUUUGUCAUCAUGUAAGUUCUAACACAUGUUUAUUCUUUGUGUUAAAGUGUACAAUAUGAAUAAUUCUAAUCGUGAGUGGAUGUAUGCUAGAGUAUUGGAAGAUGGAUUCAUAAAUCCUAGAUUUAUUAUAGGGGUUGAGGAGUUUGUUGCAUUUGCUAAAAGACAUCCAGAAUGCAUGGAUGGUGAAAAGCUAAGAUGUCCUUGUAAUCAUCGUAAGUGUCGAAAUAAAAAUAUAUUGGAUGAGUUUACAAUUAUGACACAUCUUGGAACGUACGGCUUUAAACCGAAUUAUUAUCGUUGGUAUCACCAUGGAGAAAGUUAUAUGCCACAUCCAACUGUACUUAAUGAUCAUCAACUAUAAACUCUCAAUCUCAUAAUGUAUUUCAGUCUAUGGUUUUUGAUGUUGGUGGGCCUUUUUUUGAUGGUAAUAUAGAAGAGGAACCAAAUCCAACCAUGCAAAAUCUUUAUAAUAUGCUCAAAGCAUCAGAACAGGAAAUUUGGCCGGGAAACCCACACGGACAUUCGCAGUUGUCUGUCGUUGCUCGGCUUUUGAAUCUAAAGGCAGAACAUCAUUUUUCUGAAAAGUUGUAUGAUGAGUUAUGUCAAUUUAUAUCAGAACUAAUUCCAAGUGAUAACAUAAUGCCAGAUAGCUUUUAUAGUACCAAAAAGCUAAUGCGAGGGUUGGGCUUACCAGUAGAGAAGAUCGACUGUUGCAAAAAUGGUUGUAUGAUUUAUUGGCGUGAAGAUAGCGAACUUGUCAAUUGCAAGUUUUGUGCCCACCCUCGGUUCAAGAGAUCAAAAUAUCAACAAUCCAAGGAGAAAACUAAUAUUUCUUAUAAGAAGAUGUAUUAUUUUCCUUUAACUCCGCGUCUACAAAGGUUGAAACAGAUGGUGUCAUGCGUCAUCCCUCAGACUCUCCUGCUUGGAAGCAUUUUGACCAAACACAUCCAAGUUUUGCAUCUGAAGUGAGAAAUGUCAGAUUGGGAUUGUCCACUGAUGGGUUUAAUCCAUUUGGUCAAUCAGGCCAACAAUAUUCUUCUUAGCCUGUCAUAGUCACGCCAUAUAAUUUGCCACCUUGGAUGUUCAUGAAGGAUGAAUACAUAUUCUUAUCUGUGAUUAUACCUGGUCCAAAAAAUCCAAAACAGAAAAUUGAUGUCUUCUUACAACCCCUCAUUGAAGAGUUAAAAAUUUUUUGGGAGGAGGGGGCACAAACAUAUGAUAUUUCAAGUAAGAAUAAUUUUAAAAUGCAAGUUGCAUUGAUGUGGACAAUAAGUGAUUUUCCAGCGCAUUCAAUGUUGUCGGGAUGGAGUACAACGGGAAAAUUAGCUUGUCCUUAUUGCAUGACAGACUCAUAUGCUUUUACACUAUCCAAUGGUGGAAAGACCUCGUGGUUUGACAAUCACAGAAAAUUCUUACCAUCAGGUCAUCCGUGGUGAAGGAACAAAAGGUGAUUCAAGAAGGGUCAAGCAGUACAUAAGGUUGUAUGUACUGAACAAUCGGGUUUACAAAUAUUUAGGGAGAUUGAGGAUUUGGGGCUCAAGAAAGUCACAGAACUUGGUUCUGAAGCGAUAAAUGCAAGAAUCGCAAAGAAUAGUUUAUGUGGUUGGAAGAAAAGAAGUAUAUUUUGGGACUUGACUUACUGGAAAACAAAUCUUAUUAGGCAUAACCUUGAUGUGAUGUACAUCGAGAAAAACGUGUUUGAUAAUAUUUUUAACACGGUGAUGAAUGUCAAAGGGAAAACAAAAGACAAUGCCAAAUCUAUAGCAGAUUUGAAAAUAUUUUGUCAUCGUCCAGAGUUGCAUCAAGAUGAAAGUAGCAAAAAGUAUCCUAAAGCUUGUUAUAUGUUAGAAAAGAAUGCAAAAGAAGUGCUUUGUAAGUGGUUGCAAGAGUUGAGAUUUCCCAAUGGUUAUGUGUCUAACAUGGGUAGAUGUGUAGACAUGAACAAGCUUAAACUCUUUGGUAUGAAGAGUCAUGAUUGCCAUGUGUUUAUGCAACUCCUAAUAUCCAUUGCAUUUCGAGAACUACUUCCACGAAAUGUAUGGCAACCAUUGACGGAGUUGAGUCUUUUCUUUAAAGAUCUCACCGCUACUGCAUUAACAGAGGAACACAUGGCACAGUUAGAAAAAGAUAUUCCUCACACCUCGUGUAAGCUUGAGCGUAUUUUUCCUCCGAGCUUCUGGGAUCCUAUGGAACACCUUCCUAUCCAUUUAGCUUACGAAGCACGUUUAGCUAGCCCAGUUCAGGGCCGAUGGAUGUUUCCAUAUGAGAGGUAUCUCCUUAAGUUGAAGAACAAAGUAAAAAAUAAGAAUAAAGUUGAAGGUUCUAUAUGCAAUGCAUAUUUGGUUGAAGAAGCAUCAUCCUUUUGUGCGCACUACUUUAAGUCACAUGUGUCGACAAGGCAUAGGAAAGUGCCACGAAAUUCGGAUGAUUGUAGGGUUGGAGGUGACAAAUAUCCCGAAAUGCUUUCUAUUUUCAAGCAUGCUGGACGAUCUUUUGGAAAGAAGAAACCAAGGAGGUUAGAUGAUAAAGAAUAUCAUGCGGCUCGUACAUAUGUUUUGUUGAAUUGUGAUGAAGUGAAACCAUAUAUAAGGCAUAUGAUCCUUCAUCGGGCAUUGGCAAUCAAAUCAUAAAAGAUCUUGCAGAAGGGCCGUUAUAUAAGGUUAUGUCUUUUAAUAGAUAUGUUGUAAAUGGUUAUUAAUUUCACACUGAAAGAUAUGGUUCAAAGAGAUCUACGAUGAACAGUGGUGUAUGCAUCAAGGGCUCUAGCCACAGUGCAGAUGAUAUUGAUUAUUACGGUCGGUUGACAGAGAUUUUACAGUUAAUGUAUCAUGCAUUACCAAUCAAACGAACCGUGUUAUUUUAAAUGUUCUUGGUUUGAUCCAAUACCAAAAUAUGGUACUCGAGUACAUGCACAAUAUAAUCUUGUUGAUGUUUACAAAAGAAGGACCUUUAAUAAAUAUGAACCAUUUAUUAUGGCAGUGCAAGCUACUCAGGCGUAUCUUGAAACUUAUCCUACUCUAAAGAGGACAACAGAUGAAUGGUUAGCUGUUUGUAAUAUAAAGGCACGAUCUGUUCUGGAGAUUUCAGAAAAAGCAGAACAACCUAUUGAUUUAGCUUUUCAAGAGGAUGACAUUCAAGUGCAUGCAAUUGAUAUUUCUGUAGAUGAAAC
Nicotiana tabacum (common tobacco) is the source of this 3696-nucleotide messenger RNA. The record is from RefSeq and is a predicted model, not a curated record. Lineage: Eukaryota; Viridiplantae; Streptophyta; Magnoliopsida; Solanales; Solanaceae.